AUGGGCUUCAGGCCCUCGAGGUUCUUCUGGUCGUUGUUUGAGAAGCCGUCCGUAACCAUCCCUGAGAUGCUACAAUGCGCCAACCAGUACAUCGCCGCUAAAGCCCUAAUGGCAGGGAGGAGUGAGGACAACAAGAGGCCGAGGACGGAGCAGGCCCGAGGAGCGACUUCGAUCUGGGAGAAGGGUCUCUUAUGCCAACCCAAUCCCCUGAAGGCCACUCACAAGGACUACUCUAAUUAUUGCAUGUUCCAUCGGGACUACAGCCAUGACACGGAAGACUGUCGCAACCUCCAAAAUCAAAUUGAGGAACUAAUCCGAAGAAGUCACCUUAGGCACUACCUCAAGGAACUAGGGGAAGCAACUCCACGCCCUAGGGGCCCUGUCGAGAGCUCAACGGCAAGGAAGGCGUACGCCCGCGACACAAUGGAAAAACGCCCUCGACCCAAGUUCGAGCCUGAAAUCACCUUCGGGACCGAGGAGGUCGAGCGAUCCCACCACGACGAUGCUUUGGUGAUCUCCAUCAGGAUCGCCAACGCUCGGGUCAAAAGGGUAAUGGUCAACAUUGGGAGCUCCACCGAUGUGCUGUAA
Musa acuminata AAA Group (dessert banana) is the source of this 588-nucleotide messenger RNA. RefSeq lists its product as uncharacterized. The transcript is spliced from 3 exons. Lineage: Eukaryota; Viridiplantae; Streptophyta; Magnoliopsida; Zingiberales; Musaceae. The record is from RefSeq and is a predicted model, not a curated record. Bases 1 to 588 code for a protein of 195 amino acids.